Marasmius oreades (fairy-ring Marasmius) is the source of this 878-nucleotide messenger RNA. RefSeq lists its product as uncharacterized. The transcript is spliced from 4 exons. The record is from RefSeq and is a predicted model, not a curated record. Lineage: Eukaryota; Fungi; Basidiomycota; Agaricomycetes; Agaricales; Marasmiaceae. Bases 145 to 714 code for a protein of 189 amino acids.
ACUAUAUAGUGCUCUAAGCUGGGAUGUUACAACCACGUGUCCGUGACACACGUGACCUUGCGCGACGCGUGUACUGCAAUAAUCUCCUCUCCUCUGCGCCAUGUAACUCUAGAAUUCACAUAUCUCUUACAACUCACCUUUACCAUGACGGACCUUACAUUUUGUUACCUCCACAUGUCAAAAUAUGAUCUCGCAGUCAUAGAUACUCUUGAAACGACGGAGUACAUCAAGACAGACCUUGCAGACGACGAGCUCGAUAUCCCAAGUUACAUGAUCCCCCCAAAUCCAGAGGAUGCUGAUAUGCUUCCUUCUCAGGUACACCCAUCCUAUCCUUACGGGAACCCCACAAAUACCAAACACCCCGCGGCGAAGCCAAGGCCGCCCUACGACCCAACAUCGCGUGCGCUAUAUGAGGACAUGGGGUACGAAGGAGGAGGUGUGGCUGGUGCACUUCGUUGGAAGGAUAUGGCACUCGAGGUACUGCUCCCUACUGAUGAGGCAAAGGAAAUGUCUGAGAAGGCUGCCAAAGCUCGGAAAAUGGCUAGUGGUGCUGGCAAUCAUGGUCAGCAGCCUCAACCACCACCUCCUACUCUCGCACAAGAUGAUCAUACCGUCGAAGAGGAGGAAGAAGGUGAAGGCGACGAAGAUGAAGACGAAAAUGACGAGAAUGAAAAUGAUGAUGAGGAGGAAGGAAGUGAGGAAGAGGAGGAAUGAAUGAUCAUGUAAUGUUAUCCUCUGGCCGUUACCGUAGUCACCAAUGUUUCGCCUACGUGAUCCUGCAGCAAAUCUUUGGGGUCGCCCUCUUGUUCCACAGACCAUUCGUAUGCUUCUAACAGAAUCGUGUCGGUCAAGGGAACAGAAUAAGAAGCAAGGACUGA